Eremothecium cymbalariae DBVPG#7215 is the source of this 3378-nucleotide messenger RNA. RefSeq names its product cAMP-dependent protein kinase regulatory subunit BCY1 (gene BCY1). Gene Ontology annotation, molecular function: protein binding; protein-containing complex binding. The record is from RefSeq and is a predicted model, not a curated record. The transcript has a single exon. NCBI's taxonomy places the organism in Eukaryota, Fungi, Ascomycota, Saccharomycetes, Saccharomycetales, Saccharomycetaceae. Bases 1 to 3378 code for a protein of 1125 amino acids.
AUGUACACGAAUAAGUCAAGACAGACGCAUCCCCACAGGAGAUCGCUUUUAUCGAACGUAGUUCGGUUUAGUGACAGCAGCUUGGGUAUGGAAAGUGAAAAAUAUGGAUUUUCUAUUGUGCAGUGUAAAUCUGGAGUUGCCAGCUAUAGUCGGGAAGUUUCGCAUGGAAAUACGGGUGUUUUAGUUCCACAGUGGAUGCACAAAUGCAUGCAACGAGAGGGUGUUGUAUAUGAUGAUACGGUAGUUCAGAAACGUCAGCAUAAGGAGGAAGAUUCCACGGAAGUGGAUGUGUUGAAGAAGACAAGGUUGGGGAUCGAAGUGAGUGAGAAUGGCCGUAUCAGUAAUAAGUACGAAGAUGUUGUUGAAACGAGCAAGGGCUAUAUGACUACUGAUGAAAAAUGUAAUUAUAUUAGUAAAAAAGCGCCUAAUUAUGAUGGAGCUUAUGAAAAUGAGACGGAGUGUUAUGUAUCAGAUGACCCCUGGGCUGUAUCACAACUAGAUAAUAUUUCACCCUUCUCCCUUGAAAAGUUAAUGAGUUUUUCACUAUUCCAGAAUGCCUCCCAGGCUUUUUAUGUUUCAAUUGCGAGAAAGCUAAAGCUAGUUACUUACCACGCCCAGCAAUAUAUUCUAAAGGCAGGAGAAUCAGCGCGGACCAUGUAUUGGAUCCUCAAAGGUGCCGUUAAUGUUAUAUCCCCAGAUGGUGAGACUAUACAUGCUGAAUUGGUCGAAGGAUUCUAUUUUGGUGAAAUUGGUAUCUUAUUUAAUAGACCACGCACUGCGACGGUGGUAGCUAAAUCACAACUUCUAGUUGGCGUUUUGACGGCUGAGAACUUCGAACAAUUACUGACAGACUACCCGUCAGUAGAACGACAGAUCAGAGAUGAGGCUCAAGAAAGACUUGCAAGGCAAGGCAAGAAAAGGAAAGCCUGCAUAACCAAUAUCAUCGAUCAAAACCUCAAUACUUUGGAUGCAAAUCAUGAAGGCUAUUCUUCAUUCACAGAACAGGAAGGGCUGACAUUACAGCUGAAAACUCCUGAGUCAGUGCCAAACCAUGGGUUCGCCCAACCAAACCAAUUAACUCUUUCAUUUGUAAACAUUGACGAUUCGGUUUCCACUCAUCAAUUCUUGAAAAGUAUACCGCUAUUCACAACAUUACCCAAAGAUAUUCUUCAUAGUUUAGCACUUUGUGUGGAUAUUAAGAAAUUUCAGCCUUUUCAAUAUAUCUUUCGCAAAGGUGAUUAUGGAAAUGAUGUGUACUUUGUCCUAAGUGGCGAAGUAGAAGUUUUAAACCAUGACCCUGACGUUGAUUCAAGGAGCACCAAAGUACUGGCAAAAUUUGGACCAGGGCAGUACUUCGGUGAAAAGGGGGUUUUGAAUUCUGUUUGUGACAUAGAACCCAUUUCUCAUUCUACUUGCACACGAUCGGUAGAUAUUAGAUCUGUUUCAGAAUGCUCCUUGUUAGUUCUAACUGGGGAAACUUUGACUGAAUUUUGUAAACGAUACCCAUGGAUAAGACAGGAAAUUAAAAAGACAUCAGAAGAAAGGAGCACUCCAAAGCUUAAAGCAGGACCUCAAAACAUAACUUCCAUAGGCGCUUCAAUCACUGUGCAUGAAACAAUGGAAGUGCCAAAUAAGACAGAAAGCCUACUCAAGUUGCUUCCGAAUUCGCGGAACAAUGAUCUUCAAAGUGCCUCAGAGAUUUAUGAUGUAUCAGAUCAUUCCAUUUAUUACAGUUCCACUCAGAAAUCACCACAUGAUGUAACCUCUAGGAUUUCCUUCGAUCGAAAUUUUUCUCUUAAUUCCAGAAUCAAAAAAUUAAAGCCUAAGUCACUCUCUCAGCGUCUCAAAGUAUCGAAAACUGUUCCCUCAACUUCUCGAUCUAUGUCCCCAUUAAGUCUACAAAUUUGCAGUAUAUCGAAAUUAUCUGCUGGUGGUACAGAUACUUGCAACUGUCACCCAGUAGAUGUGGGAGCACCAGAAUUAAAUUCAAGACUAGACAGUAGAAAGUUGUUAUCUGCUUCCUCUACCGAUUCUGUUCAACAUAUGCCACAACUCAAGAAGAUAAAACUAUUAGAUCUUGCUGUAAGUGCAAAGGAAAGUAAUCUACCUAAAGUUUCUGUCGGUUCAUUACCAGAUCGCCUUUUAUUGCGAUGUUUUCAAUUUUUGAGUUUACCAGAAUUGAUGAAGUUAAGAUUCGUUUGCAGGAAAUGGAGACAGUUAUUGUAUGUGGCUUCAGGUUUGUUCGACGAACUAGACUUGACGCCGUGGAACAAGUCAAUUGAUGAUAAGGCUUUAAUGCAGAUUUCCGAUUUUGUCGGUUCAAGACCAAAAUCAAUCGAUAUCUCCAACUGCUACCAUUUAACUGAUAACGGCUUCUCGUAUAUGAUUAAUGAAACUUGCAUAGGUGGUCAGCUUAGAAAAUUAAAAAUGAGAAGCUGCUGGGAAAUAAGUGCUAUGGCUAUUAUGGAUGUUGCUGCCCCUUCAAUUGGUCGAAUUUUAAAUGAAAUUGAUCUAAGUAACUGUAGGAAAGUUCGGGAUGAUGUAAUACAGCGACUUAUUGGAUGGGAGAAUACAAUGCUGAGUACUUCGGUGUCGACGACUAACGCGCCCGAUUGCUUUGAGCAUGAAAACGGACGGGCAAGCGAUAAAAACGAUAACCUUAAACCGAUUUAUCAAAUUGACAAGCCAACAAUUGCAACGGAAGCUUUUGAUGGGAAUGCAUCUUGUAGACCCAAUGUUAUAGGUUGUCAAAAUUUACACACACUAAUAUUGAGGUAUUGCAAAAAUAUAACCGAUCUAACUUUGUAUCAUAUUUCAAUUUAUGGUAAGGAUAGACUGAGCUAUAUUGAUCUUACACGAUGCACUGGGCUUACUAAUUCAGGGUUUACAUAUUGGAGUUAUCAGUCCUUUUUAAACUUGCACACUUUAAUUUUGAGUGAAUGCAUAUUUCUGACAGAUAGUGGCAUCCGUUCAAUUGCCAAUUGCACACCGAAUUUGCAAAAUUUGAAUUUGUCUUUUUGUUGUUCUUUAACAGAUGUUGCAAUUGAGUUGUUGUGGAUAGGAUGUCCAAAUCUUCGAACCUUAGAUUUAAGCUUCUGCGGUAGAGCUGUGAGUAAUGUCUCGUUGUUAGGAAUAUCAAUGCACCUACGGAAGUUACAUAACAUAGUGUUAAAAGGGUGCUUAAGGGUAACUAGAUCUGGGGUAGAUUCGUUACUCGGAGGAUUUGCACCACUUACAUUUAUUGAUAUUUCGCAGUGCAAAAAUGCGCACAUGUAUCAGGGCGGGCUUCCUGCAAUAAAAUUUGAAUUGGAACCUGGUUGUAAAAGCAUAUUUUUAACUGUGGAAGACUCUGGCAGAUGCAUUGAAGUUGUUAUUUAA